UUUCGUCUGUAGCGUUUGCGCCUAUCUUGAACGACGUACAUUACCGAGCAGGUGAUCUGCGGUGUCGUUCCGUAAAGAGAAGUACAAACUCGUCGGAAAAAUCUGAUGGUUUCCACAGAGUUUCCAUGCUGCCGUGUGCCCCUCUUCCCCACUCCCACCAAGCAAGUCGUCGACAAUAGCACGCAUCCCGCAAGCGAGUACCUGGUACAAAUGUACGACGUGCGACUCUUCGGCAACUUGUGGUACAUACCGGCUGUUUUAGUACAAGAACAGCCAACGGAUGAUAAAAAUGAAUGGAAAGUACACCCGCUCGUGUUGCAUCCAAAGAAGAACAGGCUGUGGGCAAUACAUCGCUGGCCCACUCAUGCUCUCCUGACAGUGCUUAUGCAAGCUUCGCUUUAAAUGCAUCCCUGGACAAUGUCCAGAGCACAUCAAGUGGGAUACCGCCCAUCUCGGAGCAAGUGUCUAGUCAACUGGAUGCACAAUCAGGGUGCUCUCAGGACAACCCAGUUUUGGACACUCAGAACAACUGCAGUGCUACCGAAAAAUGGCCUGGUGUCAGAAGGGUGGAUUUUUUAAGGGAACUGCAAGGGCUAACUCCUGCCUUGUCAUGCAUCCUCGCUCAUCUCUCUGGGCAGGAGCUUGGAACAGUCUGUCGAACAAGUGGUGCAUGGAGAUGUGCAUGUGCAACCGUGAAAGCUGCUACAAAGCGGUGGCGACAGUACAUCAGGGCACAGAGGGACGACUUCGAGACCAACAGGGAAAAUCUUCCAUCCAAGAAGAUCCAGAGAGAGAGGUCCGAGGACGUCUCUGUUCUGACGCCCUCAAACUCACUUUCCCCCCAUGAGCGAGCAACGAAAUCUGUCGCCCACGUCCCUAAAACACGGUUCCAAAUAUUUGUGGAGGAAGCAGCAAAUUUAGAAGAGGACGAAAUACAUCGACCAUGUCCCACUUGUGGCUAUCCAAGCAGAGUGUCCAGGAAAACGGGAGAAGGAGUGUGCAAGUCUGAAAUGUGUGGUCGCAAACUCUGUCCAGUUUAUUUGACAAAGGGAUGCAACGAUGUAAAGACAUUCAUAGGCAGCAAGACCUCCAGGAAGAGCCUACGCCGUUUGUGAUAGUGGUAUGCUUACCGUUGCUGGGUGGGCAUGGCACCUUGGCUGAUGGGUCAUACCCACCCCUGUACAUUUUGUAUAUAUUGUAUAUAAUUUUAUAUUUUUAUUUUUAACAGCAGGGUUUUAUACAUGUACAGCUGGUCUGUAGAUUGUAAAUAGAAACCUUCAUUAAACUGCAUUGUUCAAUGUC
Ornithodoros turicata is the source of this 1302-nucleotide messenger RNA. It is a transcript of the gene Rca1, whose product is annotated as F-box only protein 43-like. The transcript is spliced from 5 exons. The record is from RefSeq and is a predicted model, not a curated record. Gene Ontology annotation, cellular component: nucleus. Lineage: Eukaryota; Metazoa; Arthropoda; Arachnida; Ixodida; Argasidae. Gene Ontology annotation, biological process: negative regulation of meiotic nuclear division; regulation of mitotic nuclear division. The coding region runs from base 294 to 1115 and encodes 273 amino acids.